This is a messenger RNA of Papaver somniferum (opium poppy), 1188 nucleotides long. Its product is annotated as protein STAY-GREEN, chloroplastic-like. Lineage: Eukaryota; Viridiplantae; Streptophyta; Magnoliopsida; Ranunculales; Papaveraceae. The record is from RefSeq and is a predicted model, not a curated record. The transcript has 4 exons. Bases 243 to 1022 code for a protein of 259 amino acids.
AAGUUCUUCUCAACACGCAUCCCUUCUAAUUCUUAGAAUCUUAAACCUUGAAAAUCAAUAGAUUCGUAGUAUACGAAACAACAAAACGGAAGAGUAAAGAAAAGAGAACUAGAUAGAGAAUUAGUAGUAGUUACUAAUUUCAGUAGUAGUAUUAUUUAAAACUAUCUUUUUCCACUGUAUUUGGAGAGCUUUACCAAAAUACAGCGACUUCCUCAUCUCUAUCUAUUAUUCUCAGAAGAGAGAUGGCUUUCACAGCUACUUUUCUACUCCCAUCACAACUAAUCAAACCAUUUCAUCUCCAUCGACAAAACAAUCGAUGUUUCAAGAAAAACCGAUCAAUUGUUCCGGUGGCAAGAUUGUUUGGACCAGCUAUAUUUGAAGCAUCCAAAUUGAAAGUAUUGUUUUUGGGUGUAGAUGAAAAGAAACAUCCAGGAAAUCUACCAAGGACUUAUACACUUACUCAUAGUGAUAUCACUUCUAAGCUUACUCUUGCCAUCUCUCAAACCAUUGAUGGAUCACAGUUGCAAGGUUGGUACAACAAAUUGCAAAGAGAUGAAGUAGUUGCUGAGUGGAAGAAAGUUAAAGGAAAUAUGUCGCUACAUGUUCAUUGUCAUAUAAGUGGUGGUCACUUUCUUCUGGAUCUCUUUGCUAGGCUUAGAUUCUACAUCUUCCGCAAAGAACUUCCUGUGGUAUUGAAAGCAUUUGUACAUGGAGAUGGAAAUUUGCUUCAAAACUACCCAGAGUUGGAGGAAGCUCUAGUUUGGGUGUAUUUUCAUUCAAACCUUCAAGAAUUCAACAAGGUAGAAUGUUGGGGUUCGUUAAAGGAUGCCGAAGCGCCGUCAGGCGGAUCAAGUCAGAUUAAGAGUUUAGAUGAUGACGACGAAUUAUCAGUAGUUAGACCACAACCAUGUAAAGAAGAUUGUACAUGUUGUUUCCCGGUGACUAGUUUGAUCCCAUGGAGUGAUCAAGAAUUUCCCGAUCCAAGUCUUAGCGGAACCAACCAAAAUUUGCAACAACAGUAGUAGGAGUAAUUCCCUUCUUCAUACUAGAUGAUUGUUGAUAUAGUGGGAGCAUUUAUAAGUAUAUGCUACUACAUAUGCUCAAAUUCUUUGACAAAAUAUAAUGUAGAAAUUGUAAAAUGUAAAUAUAAACUUAGACAAAUUCUUAUAAUACAGGUUGAUUACUUAA